AUGGGAGAGCUUCAAGAAACCUUCAAAUCGAAUGAAGUGAAAGUGACCUUGGAAGGCUUACGCAGCUCGAGGAAACUGCAAUAUCUGUCGGUUUUCACCAAGGAGAAACUGACAUCGACUACCAAAACCGCUCUACUAACGGAAGCUGACAAAAGCUUCAUUAAAAGGGAGAAAAUCAUGGUCGCUCAGCAAACCUUACGCCCGUCAGAAGUUCUACCUGAUUUACUCAUUGGACAGGACCUCUUAAAUCAAGUGAUCGAACACCACAACCCAGUUAUAAAGCUACCAUCCGGAUUAGUCCUCACACCCACAAUCUUCGGAGAUGUACAAUGUGGGUCGCUCAUUGUGGCUACUCCUCUUAUAUCAUCAAAAGACUACUCGAAAACGGACAAGAAUGUCUGUGGAGCGGAAGCACUUCGUGCCAACAUCCGAGAGCCUACUCCUACUUGCCCUUUCGCUGCAAAAAAUGAUGAGGACGUCUUCUCGAGUAAGAACGCUCGUUACAUGUUCCAUGCUUUACUGAAUUGCGUGAGCGAUAUCAAGUGGAAGCUGAAUCAGAUGGAGGACCGCUUACGACGACUCGAUGAAAGGAUGCAUACACUGGAUCUAAGGACGAAACAAGUGCCUCAGACAGAAGUGUUUCGACCAGGAGCACCUCACUGCCCUACCGUCCCGACGACACGAUGUUGUUAUAUGAUUGGACACCAGGCAACGGACGGCCAAACUUGGAGCACCAUACUUCAAGCGUCAACAGGGAGAAUAGCUCAGAAACCAAUCAAUCGACCUAUUCCUCUGGAAAUACACUCUUCAUCACACGACCAAAAUGACGAAUCUCCAACAUAUAGAGCAAGAGCCACUACUUCAAGGAAACCGUCUUCAUCAUCAAGGAAGAAAGCUGACGUUCCCGUGAGACGUCAGACACCAAGAGCUGCAAAGAAACAAGUUCUUCUCAACACCAGCGUCUCCAGCUAA
Haemonchus placei is the source of this 972-nucleotide messenger RNA. NCBI's taxonomy places the organism in Eukaryota, Metazoa, Nematoda, Chromadorea, Rhabditida, Trichostrongylidae. The record is from the annotation of a GenBank genome assembly.